GUUAGCUAAAAUACCAAGUGAGCUAACGUUAGCCUAUUUUCAGCUCUAGUGUAGUGUUAAAUCAAAAUGUUAGUUAUCCUAAAGCACUUAGUAGCGAGCAGGUGGGAAAACAGGUUACAUUUCUAACUGAUGAAGGGAAAUGACCCAUGCACACAUUUUUUGUUGUAAUGAAUUUUCCCCCAGUCAUUGCAGAAUGUAUUUUGGGUCUCCAAAUCCAAUGCGAAAUACUAUUAUAUUGUAAACGUUAGCGCCUGUUAAGUUAGCCAGCAAGGACCAGUUUGUAUUAGCUAGGUGUAACUCCUGAUUGUCAACAUGCCUCCUCAUUUUGACUGGAGAUUGGUGAUGGAUGCUGAUCCAGAACGGCUGCCUGAAAGUGGAGAUGCAGAGAUAUUGAGCGACAUGUUUCUACAGGUCCAACAGUGGGAUAUGGAGCUUAAAGACGGAAACUUAGAGAAAAUGGUUCAGCUCAUGCGAGUCGCUCAGUGUCUUCUGAAGCUGAAGAAAGUUGAGAUUGAUCUGGCAUAUGAGCUAAUUGAUAAUGCUGGUAUGGAACAAGCUAAAUCAGAAAAUGAAUGGUUGGCCAAGGAGUUAAAGUGGGAACAAGAGUUAGUGAUGGCCAAGAAGUCAGGCAACGCUGGAGGCCGAGACAGCCGCUUCCUUAAGGAUGAGAUGCGUACACUAGAGGCUCUGCUGGAACGCAGAGAUAAGGACAUCCAACGAUUUGAGACAGAGAUGGACAAGGAAAAGAAAAUCAACGAGGAAUUGCAGAUUCGGGCAGAGGAGGCCGAAGAUGAGAGCAGGAAGUUAAAAAGAGAGAUGAAAAAGAUUAACAAGAAGAAUGAGCAGCUUCAGCAGGACGUUGAUUUCUACAGGAGGGAACUUGACCAGAAGGAGCCAGUCCAAUCCAGAGAGGAGAGCACGAAGACCCAGAGAAGGCUUAACUCCGCCAACAGACAGCUCUACCAGUGCAUGGAGGAUGUUCAGCGUGCUGAGGAAGAAGUAGCCCAUCUGAAGACACAGAACGAGCAUAUGCAAAGGAGCCUCGAGGAGUCAGUGAAGGAGAUGGAGAAGAUGAUCGAUGAGUACAACAAGAUGAAGAUUGUUGUGCAGCAGACAGACUCAAUCAUGGACCAGCUAAGGAGGGAGAGGGACCUUGCCAAAGUACAGGUCAGAGAGCUGACAGAGCAGAUUCAGAGCCGGACAGAGGAGGAUGACCCGGUCAUGGCAGCUGUCAAUACCAAAGUGGAUGAGUGGAAGAGAGUGCUGGCUGGAAAGGACGAGGAGAUCAUGGAUUAUCAGCAGAUGAUCCGGGAGCUGAGGGACAAGCUUUACUCUUCCCAGAUGGACAUGGACAAGAGUAAUAUCAUCACCUUGCAGCAGGUCAUAUAUGAGCUAUGUGGUGCCGUGCAAGAGAGGGACAAUCAAAUCAAGAUGCUGUCAGAGCAAGUGGAGCAGUAUACGGCGGAGAUGGAGAGAAAUGUCCUGCUCAUAGAGGAUCUCAAGAAGCCCCUUAGGAAAGACAGAGGUCUGCCCUCAGCCGUCCAGCAGAGGAAGCUAGAUGAGCUAACCGCUAAGCUGCAGGCCACAGAGAAAAGAGCGUGCGAGGCAGAACGUGUAGCUGAGCUAGCUGAAGCGGACGCCAGGGACAAGGACAAAGAACUUAGCGAUACCCUAAAUUACAUGAGACUAUAUGAGUCUGGCACUGAUGGUUUGCAGGCAGCCAUCGCUGAGAUCAAAGAAUGUAAAAAUCAGAUGAGAGUUCAAGACCGUGAGGCAGAGGCCAUGACCACAGAAAUCAACCAGCUCGAGAUGAAAAUCAAUGACCUUCUGGAUGAAAAUGAAGCUCUAAGGGAACGACUUGGUCUGGAGCCAAAAGAGGAAGUGAAUUUGACAGAAUUCAGAAGAACCAAAUCCUUGAAACAGCAUCAGUUCAAAGCAGAGAACCAGAUUCUGACUAAAGAGAUCGAAAGACUGGAAGAGGAAAGACUUGAAUUAAAGAAACAAAUCAGGCGAAUGGUAAAGGACAAAGGUAUUACAGUGAAUAGCUCAUUGCUAGAGGAUGAUUCCAAGACCUCCAGAUUGAUCCAAACAACACCAGCCCCAAACUCCAGUUCUACAGAUGCAGAGCAAAUGAAACGCAAGUAUGAGCAUUUAAGGAGAGAGCUGAACCAAAAGGAGAAAGAGCUGGAGCAUCAAAGCGCUCAGUCGUCUCAGUUUAAAUCCAAAGUGGAAGACUUGUUAAAGGAAAACCAGCAAUUGGAACAAGGCAUGAGGGAGAUCCUCGAUGCCAUUAAGGACGCUCAACAGAAAACCCCCAACUCACAAGUUACUGUCUCUAUUCCCAUUCUCGACAGACUGGUCCAUGUCAUAGAGAUGAAGAACUCUGAUGGGAAGUUUGAUGCCAGCCUCCACCUGAAGGCCCAGGUAGACCAGCUAACAGGAAGGAACGAUGAGAUCAGACAGGAAUUGAGGUCAGCUCGGGAGGAAGCGGUCAGCACCAUGAGUCAACUGGUCAAAGCUAAAGAAAAGGUUGCCCAUUUGGAGGGCGAGGUGGAGGCACUGAGAAAGGCCAGUGGGGGCGGGGUGGUCUUUAGGACCCUGAAUCUUCCUGACGACAUGGCUCCCUCCAGCACAGAGGUCAUUAGCACUCUGAACGAGUAUGCCAUUCGACUGUUACAGGAGAAUAAAAACCAUAAGGAGUCAAGCCAGCAGCUGGUGGCAGCCUUGGAGGAAUAUAAGGGGAGGUUUGCUGUGAUUCGCCAUCAACAGGGACUGCUGUACAAGGAGCACCUGAGCGAGAAGGAUCUGUGGCAGAAGGAGAAAGAGAAAUUGACAGAGAUGAACAACAAGCUGGAAGAGCAAAAGGAGGUGGAUGCUGUGAAGAACAAAGAGUUCACUCACUGGCUAGAAACUCUGCAGAAGGAUCCGGAGGAGCUGCGGAGGCAGGUGUCGGAGGCAGCCCGGAGGAUGACGGUGUUGCGUGUGAACGAGAAGACCCUGACACGUCGCUACACCACCCUGCUGGAACAGGAGCAGCACCUCCGCAGGGAAAUUGACAAGCUGCGGGACGACUUCAGAACCGCCGAGGCAUCGGUCACACAGACAAUAGGGUCCCUCAACAGAUACAAGGAAAUGGCUGCCUAUAAGAUGGCAGCGCUGCAGAAGGUACUGGAUACCAGCGUCCCCACUUCAGAGCUGGAGAGGGCCAACAGACAGUACACAGAGCUGACGGUCAAAUACAGAGACUUGCUGCAGAAAGACAACCGCCUGGUUCAGCGGACCAGCAGCCUGGAACACCUCCAGGGGGAGAAUGUGUCCCUUUGUGAGCGCAUUUCAGCUCUAAACAAAGAGCUGGAGAUAACUAAGGAGAAACUCCACACCCUGGAACAGGCAUGGGAGCACAUCAACACGUUAGGUGGUGAAAGCAGCAUGGACAAGGCAGCGAAAGCAGUGGCCAAUAGUGAGAUUGUUUCUGCCUCCAGGAGGAUCACGACCCUGGAGAUGAAGGAGCUCAAUGAGAGGCAGAGGGCCGAACAUGCACACAAGAUGUACGAACACCUCAGGAACUCCCUCAGACAAGUGGAGGAGCGCAACAUGGAGCUGGAGACCAAGUUUGCAGAGCUGACAAAGUUGUACCUGGAGAUCCAGAAAACAGAAAGGGAGCUGAGGGACAAGCUUGCGGACAGCAUCUCUAAAGAGGUCAGCGAUGCAGACCGUGUCAAGAUUACCCAGCUGGAGAAGGUUGAGGCCGAACUCAGGGUGGAGGUGUCAAAGUUGAGGGAAGUGUCUGAUGUCGCUAAGAUGCAGGUGUCUGCCCUGGAGGCCAGGCAGCAAUCCAGAGAGAAGGAGGUGGAGGCUCUUAGGAGACAGUUGCUCGACUACCAGUCUCAGUCUGACGAGAGGGCUCUGAUUGCCAAGCUCCACCAGCACAUUGUGGCUCUGCAACUCAGCGAAUCAGCAGCUGUGGGGAAACUACAGGCAACCGCCACUCGCAUCCAGCAGCUUGAGGCCUACAAGCUCCGUGCUGAACAUAAACUGGACGCCAGCGAGAAGUCGCUGUAUCAUGCCCGCCAGGAGGGCAGGAAUCGAAUCCGGUGUCUACGGGAGACCAUCCAGUCUCUCCGUAGGCAGUUUGCCGGCGCCUUGCCCUUAGCCCAGCAAGAGAAGUUCUCUCAGACCAUGAUGCGCCUCCAGGAGGAUAGACAGAUCGCACAGGAGGAGAAAAGGAGAGCAGAGGAGGAGAGGAGAAGGGCAGAGGGGAAGGCUGAGGAGUUGGAGCUGAAGCUCAGAGGUUUGGAGGAGCUCAUAGCAACCCUGAAGGAUUUGAAGGGAGCUCAGAAGGUGACCGAGUGGCAUAAGAAAAUGGAGGAUGCCAGACUAGGAGAGCUGAGGCGGGGCCGGGAGCUCGGGCUCCAGAGAGAGGAGAUCAGCUACCUGAGAGGCCUUGUGGCUGAGCAGGAGAGAACCAUCCGGACCCUGGAGGAGGACAACGUACAGCAACAAACUGUUCAGGAGGAACGUCAGCUGUCAUGGGACCACAGAGAGGUGGAGUUGGAACGCCAGCUGGACCUCUAUGAGAAACAACAGAACCAAAUAAUUGGCUCUGCCCAGAAGUUUGAGGAGGCUACUGGGACCUUACCAGACCCCAGCUUGCCCGUUGCCCACCAGCUGGACUUUGCCCUGAGAAAAAUCAAAGAGCAUGUGCGGACCAUCCUGGAGAUGCAGGCCACCUGCAAAACUUUGGAUGAGAAAUUAAAGGAGAAGGAGGCUGCCCUAUGGAAGGCCGAGCAGAACGUCCUCUCCAGGGACCGGGUGAUCAACGAGCUGCGUCUGCGACUUCCUGCAGCUGCAGACCGGGAGAGGCUCCUGGCAGGCCUGGCCGAGCCCCAGGAGGAGCAGGUGGGGAGCCAGACGGCCCUGAAGGUGGCCCAUAUAAACAUCAGCAACCUGCAGGGACGUCUGGACCAGAAGGAGGAGGUGCUCAAGAAGUACCAGAAACUGUUGGCCCGGGCACGACAGGAGCACGAGGACAUCAUCAGGAGACAUGAGGAGGAGGUGAGGUUGCUGCACCAGAAACUAAACCUGCACACUGAUACCACCCUGGACCACUUCAGACAAACUGCAUUGGACUUGAUGAAGAAGCCCACUAUCACAGUGCCGACCACCAAGCACCUUGUGCGCCUCGCUGAGAUGGAGCAGACUGUGGUGGAACAGGACAGCUCUCUGUCCUCAUUGACUGACCGGCUGAAGGGCCUCGCUGCUGAGCUGGAGAGGCAGAGGAACCUGACAGCCAUGCAGGCCAAGGACCACGCCUCUGAGAGGGCCAAGUUGGAGGAGGUUCACACAGUCCAGGUCAAGGCCUUGUCAACAGAGGCUGAGGAGCAGCGGGCGCAGCUGGGUCAGAUGGACAAGGAGCUGCAUUACCUCCGCACAGAGCUGGAGGCCCAGAAAGAGGCCAACGUCCGCUCGCCUAGCAACACCAUGAAGAACUUGGUGGAGAGGCUGAAAGCACAGCUCAAUCAGAAAGAGAAACAACUGAAGGCUCUGAGUAAGGCCCUGUUGGAGCUGAGGGGAGAGAUGACAUCCCAUGCCGAGCAGCAGAUCAUAGCCAACGCAUCUCAGAAAGAGGAGAGCCUUAACGUCCAGCUCCUAGUAGACAAGCAUACCAAGGACCUCAAGGCUCGUGUUCAGGAGCUGAAUGACGAGCUCCAGGGGGCAAAAGAGUCCUUGAAGGCAGGCAGGGGGAAAGAGAACACCUUGAAAGAUGAGUUGGAAAGCCUGAAUAGGGACCUCCAGAACAGCAUGAAGGCCCAGAGGAAGCUGCAGAAGGAGAAAGAGGAGAGAGACGAGGAAAUCCAGGAACUCAAACAGCGAAUCAAGAGGCUCAACAGCGGAUUGCAGGUUCAGUCUGAGCCAGAAGGGAAAUGGCCCACGAUAGAGGCACUGCAGAAGAAGAUCCAUAAAUUGGAGCUGGAGAGGAGAGGUGGUUCAGAGCAGACUAACGAGAGGAGAGGUGCAGGCCAAAAGGAUGAUAAGACAAAUAAAGAAGAAAGAGUGCGGUGGGAGGAGGGUAAGAAGUGGCAGGCCAGGAUGGAGAAAGUGAAGAACACCCUGAAGGACAAGGAGAGGGAAACGGAGUCCCUCACCAAGCAGCUGAGCACCCUCAAGGAGCUCUACGCCAGGCUGGAGCAGGAGAAGGCUGGCCUGCAGAGGAAAUUGAAGGCUCGUGGUGUAACAGCAGACCAGGUGGUGGCGGCGCGGACGCAGGAGUCUGAGAAAGACGUGGAGGAGCUGAGGAGGAGGAACGCAGAGCUUGAGCAACAGAUCCUCACAAUAAAACAGCAGCAGGCCCUUCCCAGGGAUGCUGUCAUGGAGGACAUGAACCUGAGGAACCGCUAUCUGGAGGACAGGCUUUACUCACUGGAGAGAGAGAUGCCCAAGGAAACUCCCUCUAGGCCCUCUUCCCAUUCAGUGCAAAUGAAGGGGGGGAGAGGUCUGUCCCUCUCCGUAGAAUGGCUUCAAGCUAUGACAUUUGAUGUCAAUGAUGGCCAUGACAAAGAGUCAUUCUUUGCCAAUGACCUUGUGGCCUCACAGGCACGUGGCACGUCAGCCAAUAAUGAGGUUGAUGACAGGAUUGUCCAGGAAGGAGUGCUACACCAAAACCAAGCGCAGAAAGAAACCCAGACAGACUUUGAUGUAUCGGAGGCAGAGACAUGUGAAGGCAGGGAAGAGUGUAGAGAACAGGAAACAACCAAUGAGGCUGGAGUGGCAGGAGAUGGAGAACAGACCGGAGAGACCGGAAGGGGAGAACAAGUGAAAACAGAAGAGUUUGAUGGAGAGUCCAAUCAGGAGAACUUGGAAAAGGUUGACACACCGUUGGAUAAUGUUGAUGAGGUUGCUGAACAAGUGGACAUAACCAUAGACAUGCAUCACACUGUCAGGCAGCUUUCCACAGGUGGCUCAUUGCCGGAUCAAAGUGUCUCCAAACCCCAUAGAUCCCAGAGUCCAGCGGGAAAUGAGCCACUGGAUGGUGAGGCAUCCACCUCAGACAGGCCCCAGAUUGAUCAGCCUGUAUGUGAGCCGCUACAGGCAACUACUGACAGCGUGAUCAGUGCAGAUGACACAGAAAACACAGGUGGGAACGCAGAUGGGGAAGGAGGGGGAGGUGGAAGAGACACCCAAGUCCGAGGUGGGACAGUGGAAGAAGCGGUCGGGAUGGACCAGGACACCAUGACGGAGUCAGGUGCUGAUCUGACUGGGGGCCAGUCUGACACUUUCACCGAGACAAAGCUCGAGUUAUCUUCUGAGACUAUCCUUGACGCCCAGGUGGAUUCAAACGUCAUCACCAAUAACCUCGACAUGAAAAAUGAAAAUUCCAAAUCAAAAUCUACCAAAACUCAAAAGACAUCAGGGAGAGGAUCAGGCACACCUUCACAGAAAGAGAAUGAGCUUCAGAGAGAGAACUUGAAGCUUUCCUCAGAAAACCUGGAGCUCCGCCUCCAACUAGAACAGGCCAACAAGGACCUCCCCAGAUUAAAAGACCAAGUUGCAGACCUCAAGGAGAUGUACAAUGUUCUGAGGAACGAAAAGGCUGAUGUGGAAAAAAAAUUGGGCCAUGUCCGUGGGGCGGGUCGCAGUGGUAAAACUGUGCCAGAGUUGGAGAAGACCAUUGGGCUGAUGAAGAAGGUGGUGGAGAAGGUUCAGAAGGAGAACGAGAUGCUGAAGAAAACUCCAGCAGCCCUAAAUCAGGAACAGCUCACAGCUCUAGAGCGUGAGCAUAAAAAACUAAAGAAUGCCUAUGAGAAGCUCAAGGGAAUUAGUGACGCAAAGAUGAGCUGCAGACUAGAGACCGAAACCAAAGGAGUGGAGAAAAUUGCGAUGGACAACGAACGCUUACGAAAAGAGAUUAAAAGGGAGACAGAGGCUGCAGAGAAGCUGAGGGUGGCCAAGACCAGUUUGGAAGUGAUCAACGAGAAGCUGGAGGCUGAGCUGGAGGAAGCCAGGAAACAGCUAGUGGCAGCCCAGUCUAGGGUCAUCCCUGAGGGGGUGGACCGUAAGACCUGGAAGGCCACUGUCUUAACAAGGAUGUUUGAGAGUAAGAUGAAAGAGCUUGAGCGGGACGUCAGCCAGAAGAACUCCAGUCUCUCAGAGCUCAAGCUGCAGCUGGCAGAGGCCGGUGAGAAGGAGGAGCGAGCACAGCGUCUUGCCAACCAACUCCAGGAGCAGGUGGAGCUGUUGAAAAACCUUCCCACCAGUGCAAAGACAGAGUCAGGCCUUGUCAAGGAGUUCCAAUCACUGAGAUUAACCAAUAACCUGCUGGAGAAGGAGAAGGCAGAGUUGGUACAGAAACUCAGUGAAUACAGGGAGCAGUAUGGGACAACCUCUGCUGGGCCAGGUUAUAAGGAGUUACAAGCUCUGCUGAAGACAACUGAUCAGGACAAACGGCAGCUGCAGGUUGAAAUAAAAAAGAUGAAAAGGGAGCUGGAGAACUUUGAUCCAACAUUCUUUGACGAUAUCGAGGAUCUGAAGUUUAAUUACAAUCUGGAGGUGAAGAAGAACAUUGUUCUAGAGGAGCAACUCAAGAAAGUUUGUGAGCAGUUUGGUGUAGCAGCUGCCGAUAUUCCUGAUAUGUCCAUCAGCUAACACAGAAUGGAUAGAUUUGACCUUUGAAAGCUUUACUCAUAAAUAUAUAGUAUUUAUUUGGUUUUCUCCUUCUGAGAAUCCUUUUAGAAUAUUUUUUCCUGUUUCGUACAGAACAGACCAUAUAGCAUUUGUGAAAUACAACACUUGGGGAUUGUUUUAUAUUUUUCUAUUAAUAAAGAAGGUGUAAUGUCCA
This is a messenger RNA of Esox lucius (northern pike), 8836 nucleotides long. RefSeq names its product centrosomal protein 290 (gene cep290). The record is from RefSeq and is a predicted model, not a curated record. NCBI's taxonomy places the organism in Eukaryota, Metazoa, Chordata, Actinopteri, Esociformes, Esocidae. Gene Ontology annotation, biological process: camera-type eye development; kidney development. The coding region runs from base 313 to 8643 and encodes 2776 amino acids. The transcript is spliced from 56 exons.